Solea senegalensis (Senegalese sole) is the source of this 5998-nucleotide messenger RNA. It is a transcript of the gene pde3b, whose product is annotated as phosphodiesterase 3B. The record is from RefSeq and is a predicted model, not a curated record. Gene Ontology annotation, biological process: signal transduction. The transcript has 16 exons. Gene Ontology annotation, molecular function: 3',5'-cyclic-AMP phosphodiesterase activity; protein kinase B binding. Gene Ontology annotation, cellular component: membrane. Bases 171 to 3491 code for a protein of 1106 amino acids. NCBI's taxonomy places the organism in Eukaryota, Metazoa, Chordata, Actinopteri, Pleuronectiformes, Soleidae.
GUCCGGCUUUCUGUAAAAACAACAUCUCACCUUCUUUCUUUAGUCCAAGCGCUGGAUCACGUUUGAGUGACCGUGGAGUGCGUUCGCUGUCAUGUAGUUGAGCGUUAACACGGCGCGAACCGCAGCGAGAGGGGGACUUUAGCGUGGAGACGAGGCGCCGCAGUCGAGCCAUGGCUGCGCGGGAGGAAGCAGAGGUUUCACACAGCAAAACAAGGCACCACGACGGAGCUGGAAGUGUAAACAGCUCAGAGGGCUUCAGGAACGGCUACGUGAAGAGCUGCGUCACCCCCCUCAAACAGGACCAUCAGUGGGGAUUCUUGGUGAACGUGUGCAGGUUCUGCAGCGAGGACUCAAAACUGUUGAAGGUCUCCGUCCUCUACGUGGGCGCGUUUGUCGUUUUCGCGCUCUCUCUCCUCAUUUCGAGGAGCUUGCAAAGUGACUCGCUGUGGGAUUUGCGGACUUUUCUGUGGGGCUUCUCGCAGUCCAUCAGCCCGCUGUUCAGCAUAGGAUGUGCGUUCUUCUUCCUCACGUUUUACCUGCGGAGGAAAAAGAGGGAGGGCAGCAAGUGCUGGCUCGUGUCACUGCCAGCGUCGUGUUACCUCGGGGAUUUUUUGGUUUUGCGGUUCUUGCAAUGGGGAGAGGAGCAGCACCAGAUGCAAAUGGUGGGCAGGUUGUUGUUCGUGCUGGGAUGCGUGGGUCUGCUCACGCUCGUCCCCACGCUCAAACUCAAACACAGUGUCCUCAUACUGGUCUUCGCCAGCGUGGUGUGGCUCGUGUCGUUCACAAGUUUGAGCGGACUGCCCGCGCUGCUCAGGCCGCUCCUCGCCUGCUUCGCCGGGGUCUGUGGCUCCCUGUUGGGGCUCGGCUUCGACCGUUACAACCCGUCGCGAGAGGCGGCGAGCGGGAGUCCCAGCGCCGAGGAGAAGGUCCCGGUGAUCAGACCCAGGAGGCGGUCCAGCUGUGUGUCACUGGGGGAGACGUCGACCAGCUAUUAUGGCAGUUGUAAAAUGCCCCGCAGACCCUCGUUGCCCUGUAUAUCCAGAGAACAGAUGAUCCUGUGGGACUGGGAUCUGAAACACUGGUACAAACCGCAGUAUCAGGGUGCGGUGAGCGGCAACGGCGUGGAUCUGUCGGUCAUCAACGAGGCCAGGAACUUGGUGUCGGACCUGCUCAUGGACUCGUCCCUGUCGCCGCACACCGUCUCGGCUCUGCGCAGCAUCUCGAGCCUCAUGGGCACGUUCUCCGGCUCGUGCCGCCCACGGGUCAACCCCUUCACCCCCUUCCCGGGAUUCUACCCCUGCGAUGAGGUGGAAGACUCUGUCGAGCGGAGCGACAGGAAGACCAUUAAGGGUCUGAGCAGCAGAAACAGCCUCCCCACCCCUCAGCUGCGUCGGAGUUCCACCUCCUCCUCCUGCGCCUCUGCGCUCUCCGCUCUUGAAUCCACCUCUUCACGUUGGGAGCGCAGCAGUGGCAAGAGGCCCCACCCUGACCUCAACUUGACCAGCUCAGGUCUGUCCAAUGGGCCCAGUGCAAACCUGCUAACCAUUCCCAAGCAGAGAUCGUCCUCUGUUACCCUCACAUACCAUGCAGGGCCUCGGAGAGCUGGUACAUCUCCGAGCCUGAGCCCGCUCACCUCACCAAGCCACAGCCCUCCCGCAGUGGGUCUGGGCUCCUCAUCCUCUUCGUCGUCCCUCGUCACGCGCUCGCCCGUGGAGUUCCCCGACACGGCGGACUUCCUGACGAAGCCGAGCGUCAACCUGAACCUGCACAAGCCGAUGGGCUACACGUUCAGCUCGCCGGACUUUCAGCAGUCUUACCGGAGCUCCGCUCUCCCUCUCUGCACCAGCUGUGGUCGUCAGAUGCUCAAGGGGUUUUCAGGUGGUGAUUCAGGGGAAUCGGCGUCAAGCAGUGAGGCUCAACGCAGGCGUUCAGGAGGCGAAGGGCUGGAGUUCGCCGGUGCCUCUCUGAUCAGGGAGGAGUGUCCGGAGGUGGACGCGUCUGGAGACGGGAGACCGGAUGCUGCGGGGAACCAGGGACAGACUGAGGAGGAGAAGGAGCAGAACCCAAGCACAGACCAGCAGACUCAGGAAUCAGAGGGCGAGAAGGAGUUCAGACUGGAUCCUAUGCUGGAGGACCAAGAGGCUCUCAUGGAGAGAAUGAACACGUGGAACUUCCAGAUCUUUGACCUGGUGGACAAGACGGGAGGAAAGUCGGGGAGAAUUCUCAGCUAUGUGACGUACACCCUUUUCCAGGACACGUGUCUUUUUGAAAUCUUCAAGAUCCCAGUGAGGGAGUUCAUGUCGUACUUCCAUGCUCUGGAAAAUGGCUACAGAGACAUUCCCUAUCAUAACCGGGUCCAUGCUACUGAUGUGCUCCACGCUGUCUGGUACCUGACCACUCGACCAAUCCCUGGGUUCCAGCAGAUCCACAGUGAACAUGUGACAGGAAGUGACACAGAUUCAGACAGUGGGAUCUCUCCAGGCAGGAUAUCCUACGCCUCGUCCAAGAGCCUCUCCAUUUCAGACGACAGCUACGGCUGCCUGGCGUGGAACAUCCCCGCCCUGGAGCUCAUGGCCCUCUAUGUAGCAGCUGCAAUGCACGACUACGACCAUCCCGGUCGCACAAACGCCUUUCUCGUAGCCACUAAUGCACCUCAGGCAGUGCUGUACAACGACCGCUCAGUGCUGGAGAACCACCACGCCGCUUCGGCCUGGAGCCUCUACCUCGCCCAGCCCGAGUUCAACUUCUUGGUCAACCUGGACCACGUGGAGUUCAAGCGCUUCCGCUUCCUCGUCAUCGAAGCGAUCCUGGCCACAGACCUCAAGAAGCACUUUGACUUCCUGGCUGAGUUCAAUUCCAAGGUGAACGACGUGAACAGUCCAGGAAUCGACUGGACCAACGAGAAUGACCGGCUGCUCGUGUGCCAAGUGUGUAUCAAGCUGGCGGACAUCAACGGACCGGCCAAAGUCCGGGACCUGCAUCUCAAAUGGACGGAGGGCAUUGUGAAUGAGUUUUACGAGCAGGGAGACGAGGAGGCCAGACUGGGGUUACCCAUCAGCCCCUUCAUGGACCGCUCCUCGCCGCAGCUGGCUAAGCUGCAGGAGUCCUUCAUCACCCACAUCGUCGGGCCUCUCUGUAACUCGUACGACGCCGCCGGCCUCCUGCCGGGCCACUGGAUCAAUGAGGGGGGAUCGGACGACGAAGACGAGGAGGGGCAGGUGGACACAGACACGGAGGACGAGGAGGACGAUGAGCUAGAAGACGAGCUUGCACCAAAAAGGAGGAAGAGACACCGCCGGUUGUUCUGCAGCAUCAUGCAGCACCUGACGGAGAACCACAAGGUGUGGAAGAAGACCAUCGAGGAGGAGGAGAAGAGCAAAGAGCCGCCGACGGAGAGCCUGCUCCCGAGUCUGCCCGCCGGCCUCCCCGUCUCCCCGUCCGAUGACAUCCAGGUCAUCCAGGAGGAGGAGGAGGGAGAGGAGCGUCAGUAGCAGCGCGACGAAGGAAAGAGUCGAGACGAGUGGGGAGUGGGUGAGGGGGGGAGAAGGUGAGAGGCGGGACAAGGACACGAGUCCACUCGACCGAGCGUCUGCCUUUUUCCGCCGACGUAAACACAGACAAAUGCACAUAAAAACACACUUUUCUCCCUCUUUCUUUCACACACACACACACACAUUGAAACGUUCACUGUGCAGACUGAAGCAGUCACAUUGAUCUUGGAGAAACAAAAAGGCCUUACUACUGUGAGCGGAUCCUUGCUGCAACGGUGGGAGCCCAAACUCCUAUGCACUUUCACCCCCGUGGAGAGACAAGUGCACCCAGAGGGGGAGGGGGGAGGGGGGGGGGACAGAAAAAAACAAAAAAAAAGCACCAGAACUGAGGAGGAAAUGGUCCAGAAGAAGAAGAAGAAGAAGGAAGUGGAUGGAAACCCGGCUGUGAUGCUGCCUUGAACGAAACGAAGAAGCGCUUACACCUUCCUUUAGGUACAGAAACGAUUCCCGUCUAUUUAAAAAUGACAAAGGUGGAAAAAAGAAAGACGUAAUUAGUGUUUGUGUGACGCGGAUACCCUUUACCAAAGUGAACAGUUCAAUGGAAAGACAAGAGACUGACACCCGUUCAGCCUCAAUGUCAGGUAUAUUUUUUUGAAUUAUAUAUAUAUAUAUAUAUAUAAGUAUAUAUGAUGAUAAUAAUAAUAAUAAUAAUAAUAAUAAUAUGUGCCUGAGCCUGUUCCGGCACAGAGCCUCGGCUUGUGUAGUUCUCUCUUCUCGCUGGUGACACGAAACACUGUAUAAGACUCAGUCGCAGAGACGUUAUUGACUGAUUAUUAGCAUUAUAUCUGCAUCAUUUUGGAUGCUUUUACUCAUGUGUACCCACCUGUUUGUCCUCCUCUUUUUUUUAUCCUUCAACUUCCCUUGCUUCAUUGUGGUUGUGUGCGUGAAUCUGUUGUUUGUUUGAGAGAGAGUGAGUCGAGAGAAAGAAGCGAGCACAUUUUUAACGAUUUCUUUUGUGUGUGUGUGUGUGUGUGUGUGUGUGUGUGUGUGAGAGAGAAUGUCUCCGUGUGUGUGUCCUCUACAUAAAUGGUCGGUCGCUGAUCUGUGAAAUAUGUCCUCUGGUGUUCAACGUUCAACUCAUCCUUCGUUUUAUUGUUUUCGGGGAUCGUUUUGAAGUAUGUUUUUUUUUUUUUAAAGGUUACUCAGGAUUCAUGCAAAGUGGAUUGCACGGAUUUAUGUCAUGAAUAUGAAAACUGAGACCAUUUUUAAAAAAGAAGAAGAAGAAGAAGAAGAAGAAGAUCUGAGUGGCUGAAAUAAGCAUUUAAUUCAAGUCCUCUGCGACAGAGGAGCGCACAGUAUGUGCCGUCUCUUGGCCAUUCGUACACUGUUUGCAUAACCUUAUCACAACCUCACUGGGGGGCGGGGAAAGCUUAUCUCGAUUGUCCGCAGACAAUAAAUGUCUCUCCUGCAACAGCAGCAGCAGCAGCACAUGUGUGGUUCUCUCUCCUCGCACCACGUUCUAAAGUGUCCGUGUUUCCGUUCAAACCUCUAACUUUGGCCAGUGUGUAAAGAAGGGAUCCAGGGUUUCAUAAUUAAAAACAAAUCAUCUUUAUUUUCCUUUCCAUUAAGAACUCUUGGCAUUCCACUAGAAAAAGAUGCAAAAAUAAAAAAAAGUAAAAGGGGGGGAAAGGCAGAAUUGUCUGCGGCCUUGCCUCCUUCAUAAAAUCCGAGGUCGAGAGAAACAUCUGAAGACACAAAACGACAUAAACGUGUGCACAUUUUAAUACCAAACAAGUGUUUAGCCGCUGUACAAAAGAGUAUGUGCAUAUAAAUAUAUAUUUUUUAAAUAAUCAAAUGGAUGCAUCGGUUUUCUACAUGCAGCUGACAUUAUUGUACAUUUGACAUCCUGUCAUGAACGUCGUGUUUCCAGAGUUUUUAUCGGCUUCUCUUCACAGGCGUGGAACUGUCGGGUUUGGUGUUUUUGUUCUUUUGAUUCCUCGGCCUCGCCCUGAAUCACAACCACUCUCUCGCGUUUCCGCCGUCGUCGUCGUCGUCGCCGCCUCGCCCUCUCUGUCGCUGUCGCUCCGACCCCAACUCGUGCCAAACUUUACCUACAGUACAGUAGAUGCUAAGGCUGCUUAGAUGCUGUUUGUGCCACAGAAAACAGUCCCAAUGUUUUCCCAGCAGUCAGAGUUGGACUCAGGUCAGAGCCGUAUACAUUCUGAUAACUCUGCGACAGUUGAUCCACAUGGACAUCGUAAAAAAAAACCCCGACCCGACACGUUCCGGCUCAUGGAGUUAGUUGUAAACUUUUUUUUUUGUUGGCUUGUCACUGUGUCGUCUUUCCCACCACAAUGUCCUCUAAUGAUUGUGCCAUAAAUACACCUUUACGAAAUUUUGUUACUCACAUGUAGCAUCGAUAUAUGUAGGUUUGUCUAAUGUAACCAUUCAACUGAUUUUUAUUUUUUUGUUAUUUAUAGCUGUCAUAAAACACCAUCCCUAAAGUA